This is a messenger RNA of Cucurbitaria berberidis CBS 394.84, 4029 nucleotides long. RefSeq names its product TIP120-domain-containing protein. The transcript is spliced from 2 exons. Lineage: Eukaryota; Fungi; Ascomycota; Dothideomycetes; Pleosporales; Cucurbitariaceae. Gene Ontology annotation, cellular component: nucleus. Gene Ontology annotation, biological process: SCF complex assembly; protein ubiquitination. The record is from RefSeq and is a predicted model, not a curated record. Bases 1 to 4029 code for a protein of 1342 amino acids.
AUGGCGCCCUCGUCGGUCCCUCCCAACCCGACGGCCCACAAUGUCGCCCAGUUGCUGCCAAAGCUCAACGAUGACGACCCCGAUUUCCGCUUCAUGGCCCUGAGUGACCUGCACGACAUCCUCGUUGUGGCCCACUCAGGCCUCCUGCUCCACGACGACGUCACAAGUGCAAAGACUGUCGAGGGCCUACUCAGCACACUGGUCGACACCAAUGGCGAGGUCCAGAACCAGGCCGUCAAGUGCCUGGGGCCUUUUGUAAACAAAAUUCCUGACAAGACGCUCCCGGUCAUGAUCGAGAAGCUUUCUAAUCUGCAGACGGACAAGACAGUGGAUCAGUCGAUACCAUCGCUUGCUCUCCGCGAGGUCGUCGUUUCUCUCCCGCGUCCGGUCACCGGCGUUGCGCGCGGCAAACCUAUAACAGAUGCAUACAGCGCAAUCAGCAGGGUCUUGAUCCCGCGUCUAGUCGGAUACUAUGUCAUUCCCCCAGUACAGCAGGGUCUUCCCAAGCCACCCAAGGGCAUGCUACAGGUGGAUUUGGACAAGGGCACAGAUAGCAACGCCAUCGACGUUUUGACUGAAGUCGCGAGAUGCUUCGGCCCUAUGCUACAGGAUGUGGAGGUCCAGGCGCUGCAGAAGGUUACAUUUGAAAUUCUCGAGAACGAGCGGGCGAGUUCCAUGAUGAAGAAGAAGUCGGUCACAGCCAGCUCCACGCUGGCCGUUUACUUCUCCGACCAGCUCCUGAGCAGCUUUCUAUCGCGUGUUAUUGAGCUCCUCCGAGAUCCUCACUUGACUCGCAGCAAGCGCAAACUGUACAUCACCAUCCUAGGCUCAAUGGCGCGGUCAAUCCCUCGCAAGUUCGGUCCAUACCUCAAGACCUUAGCGCCUUUCGUACUGAGCGCACUCAGCGCACAAGAGCAGGAUGAAGAGAUGGACGCGUCAGACGACGAGGGCGAGCGGGACCCUGAAAUUGACGAGGUUUUGGAGGCGGCACUUAUUGCGCUGGACGGCUUCCUGGCCUCCUGCUCACAGGACAUGCGCAUGUAUACCGACGAGACUAUCGAGGCCGCAACACGCUUCCUCAAGUACGAUCCCAAUCUCGCACAAGAUGACGACGAGGACGAGGACGAGGACGCCAUGGUGAGCGACGAAGAAGAUGCGCUCGAGGGCGAAGACUUUGAGGAAGAGGCUGGCUAUGACGAUGACGAAGAUGCAAGCUGGAAGGUUCGCAGGUGUGCGGCUAAAAUUCUGUACACAGUGAUCUCGACGCGGAGUAACGGCGAUCUACUAGAUGAUGGGACCCUCUACAACCGUGUUGCUCCAGCACUCAUCACUCGAUUCAAGGAGCGGGAAGACAAUGUACGUUUGGAGGUUCUGGCCACGUUAUCAAACCUCGUCAAAAAGUCAGGCGAUGGACCCUCGCCCGUCAAGUUUGCCGAUGAGCACACACAGGGUGGUUCAAUGAUGCCACCACCAAGCCGAAAGCGUCGUCGGGGCGGUAGUGACGCCAGCAUGUUCGAUCUCCAUGCUAGUUCGUCCUUGUCCAUGGGCUAUGCCUCACCCGCACCUGCUGGUACACCUCCAGUUGGGCCCCGAGCCAGCCUAGCCAAGCUGAGCCCGGACAUUGUCAAAGGAGUGGCGCAACUUCUCAACCAGUCGUCCUGCCCGCCCACCACGAAGCAAGCGUCAAUCAGUUUAAUAAAGGACAUUGUCAUCACUCAGCAAGGCGGACUUGAGGGAUACCUAAACCAGCUCAUUGAGCCGGUCGUGGAGGCCGCUCAAAUCACCAGUGGAGCCACAAGCAGCGCAUCCGCAACAGCAAACAGCUUGCGCAUUCAUGCUCUACAAUUGAUUGGCGCCAUCGCUGAUACCCACCCCUCGAAAGCUAUUCAACCAUAUUUGGCGUCGGUCGUUGCCGCACUUCUCCGUGGAGUCAAGGACAAGUACAGUAAACUAUCAAUCGAAGCACUGGCAGCCACAGAACAGGUCAUCAAGGCACUCACGCCACCUCGAUCAGCCACUUCGGGUCCGCAGAACCAGGAGCACCUGGAACAACUAUAUGAGGCCCUGGUCAACCGGAUAACUGCAAACGAUGCCGAUGUAGAAGUGCGGCGCAGUGCUAUCCAUGUAUUGGGCCUGUUCCUUGGAAGGAGCUCUGGAACGGAAGGCCUCAUUUCCCAGCAGAAGCGGGCGGCCGGAAUGGAGCUUUUAGCCGAACGUUUGAAGAAUGAACUGACACGCCUUGCUGCCGUUCGUGCUAUUGGCUCGAUUGCUGCUCACACGAAGGCAGAGAACGAGUUAUCAGCCAAGUGGGUUCGAGGCGUCACACUAGAACUAGGUGCUCAACUACGAAAAGCCAGUCGUGCAUUACGCGGUGCCAGCUUGAGCGGUCUGCGGACUCUAGCAUUGAACCCCCUGUCACGAAGUCAGCUGGAUGGUCAGACCAAGGCACAAGUUGUCGAUAUGCUGGUGCCGCUGCUGAAUGCCACCGACCUUCAUCUACUUGGCCCCACUCUUAUUAUACUGGCUACAUUCGUCAAGGAUGAUGCGCAAACUAUCAUGACGCCGCAUCUCAACGUCGCGCUUUGCCAGGUUGUGCAGGGCUCUAUCAGUGGUUCGUCAUUGGACGCCCUGCUAAAGCUUGUGCACAUCAUAGGUGAGCAGCGAGCUGGCCAGGCGCUGAUGCAGUCUUUGCUACAAGAUGUUGGUGUUACUGGACAUGCAGAUGUUGUGGGGAAGGUUAUCGGAAAUCUUUUGGUAUAUGGCGGCAGCAGCGUUGGUGUAAAGCUGGAGCAAUUCGUUACUGAGCUGGAGACGGCUCAAGAUGACAAGCGUAAAUGCCUUGCACUUGUCGUGCUUGGUGAGUCUGCCCUGCGAUUGGGAUCACAGUCAACCGUUGAUCCUAGAUUGUUCAUCAAACACUUCUCGGCCCAGUCGGACCAGGUACCACUUGCAGCUGCGGUAGCCCUUGGACGAGCGGGUGCCGGAAGUGUUAGCAAGUAUCUGCCUGUAAUUCUUUCGACUAUGGGUUCGCCAUCGGCUCCUCAGUAUCUUCUCCUACACUCCAUUAAGGAGAUCCUUCAGCAAGACGAUACUGAGUCAGAGAUCAUCCCAUUUGCUUCAACAUUAUGGCAGAAUCUCGUUGCGGCCUCUCAACUCGAAGACAAUAAGGCGAUCGGUGCGGAGUGUAUCGGCAGACUUACAAUUAUUGACCCAAAGACGUACCUUCCUCAGCUCCAGGCAUUCUUGAAUGACCGCAAAGGAAGCGUUCGCGGCAUGGUCAUAUCUGCGCUACGAUACACAUUCACUGACACUGACGAAGCUUAUGAUGAGUACCUUAGGCCAAUCGUUGUCCCCAUGCUUGUCCAGAUGCUUAACGAGCCCGACCUGGAGAAUCGUCGCCUGGCCCUGAUGACGUUCAACUCGGCUAUGCACAACAAGCCUGACAUCAUUCUACCAGCAUUGGAUCAGCUUCUACCACUUGCUAUGAAGGAAACGAUCAUCAAGCCAGAACUGAUCCGCGAGGUACAGAUGGGUCCGUUUAAGCACAAGGUUGAUGACGGUCUGGAGAUCCGCAAGAGCGCAUACGAGACUCUUUACGCCCUCCUCGAGAAGGCCUUCGCUAGGCUGUCACCGAUUGAGGUCUCUGACUUCUUCGACCGUAUAGUCGCCGGCAUCACGGACGAGCACGAUAUUCGCAUUCUCUGUAACCUCAUGCUCACCAAGCUCAUGGCUAUUGCGCCUGGUCAGGUUCAUUCGCGCCUCGAGUCCAUCGCCGAGAAUUUCCGCGCCGUUCUGCUCAUCAAGCCGAAAGAGAACGCCGUCAAGCAGGAGAUCGAGAAGAACCAAGAAGGAGCUAAGGGCGUGUUGAAGGUCUCGGCUCAGCUGAACAAGCAGAUGGGCACCGAAGGUAGUGCAGGCCAAGAUGACCCGCAGCUGAGGGCUUGGUCGCAAUACUGGGAAUGGAUUAGCAAGGAAUAUCAGGCUGGGUUGAAGACGGUCACGGAUGAGAUGAAGGAGCGUGAUCGCUGA